Molecule: messenger RNA, 3095 nt
Organism: Schistosoma margrebowiei
Lineage: Eukaryota; Metazoa; Platyhelminthes; Trematoda; Strigeidida; Schistosomatidae
Source: the annotation of a GenBank genome assembly
AAACAACUUACAAUCGAACUACAUUCGUAAUUGGCUAUCUGUACCGUCGAUGGUUUACUAGAUUCAAUAAUAUUAUUUGUAUUAUUAUUAUUAUUACUAUCACUAUUCAUAAUUAUUCGUGUUUAUCAUAUGACAAUUAGAAUCAAAUCAUCUCAGUUACAAAAAUAUUUUCCAAUGUUUUUCAAUGAUUAAAAUGUACUAAAAUGUUUCCCAAAUUAACCAAUAUCUUUAAUAAAUAUUAAUCCAAUAUAAAUGGACUAAUUUCUUUCUUUAUAUAUUUUCAAUGAAAUUUCACUAUUUCGAGAUAAAACAUACUUCAUUUAAUACAAAUAGUAAAAAGUAAAAUUGUUUAUGACAUAUUUGUAUGACUAUUAGAAUGUAAUCAAAAUGUUCAAUGGGGAAAAACAAAAAUAAACUAAAAAAAAAGUUUUUUUAAAAAUUAUGUUUUAAUGUAUAAAAAAUGUCAGAUUUCAAAUUUCCAAGUUAUUUUCUUCUAUUUGUAUUAUAUUUUAUUAUUCAAGCCUAUUGUAUAGAAUCUAGUUCCCAAUUUCGAGCAAAUGUUACACUGAAAUUGGGUCUUAGCACUGAUUUUAGCACAGAAUGCGAUGAUACUGUUUACAAAGUUGUGAUAUGCGCUGGAGAAUUUACCAAUCAAUGUCAAUUAACUGGCCCGAUUUCUCGUUUUACCCAAGCAACUUGUGCAUUUCAAGGACCACCAGAGUCAAUAAGUUUCUUAGUCUCAUCUGUAGAGAAUCCAAUUGAAUUAAAGGUUACAGUGCAAAAAGUCGGUGAACAGGAAAUUCAACAACUUCGUAAUACAGAAUUUCGUUUAGCAGAAGAAAGUGAAUUAUCUGUCACAUCAUCAGAUCUUUCAUUGAUAGUUCGUUUUCAUGUCACAUAUUCAUGUCUACCGAAUUAUUUCGGGAAGUUAUGCAACAAAUUCUGUAAUGUUGAAGCUAUAGAAUAUCAAUGUGAUCAUCUAGGGAAUAUGUUAUGCAAACCAGGUUAUUACAUGGAUCAAAAAUUUCAAUUAUGUCGAUUAGAUCAAUGUAUUCAUCAUAAAAAUUAUUGUUUAAAUAAUGGAUUAUGUAUGAAUAAUCCAAAUGUAGAUACUAUUAACUUACCAUUAUGUAUAUGUUCAUCUAAUUAUAAAGGUUUACGUUGUGAAUUAAAAAAUCCAAUUAUUAGUAGUAUAAUAUCAGAAAAUUUAAAUCAUUCAAUUCAUCAUAAUAAUUUAUUAAAUAUGAAUACAACUAUGAAUAAUAUAGAAUAUAAAACUAAAAAUCAAAAAUCAAAAUUCAUUCAUUCUAAUAAUCAAUCAAUAAUUUCAACACCAUUUAUUCCAUUUAUUCAAUCUUCUUUCAAUUCUAUAACUACUAAUAAAUCAUUAAUCAGUAGUACAAUAUCACCAAUUGUAUCCUAUUCAGAAAUAGUUAUACCAAUAAACAAUUCAAAAACUAUUCAUGAACAGAACUGGAGAAAACUUAUCAUCAUAUCGUCUAUUGGUUUAAUUCUCAUCAUAACUAUAAGUACAGGAUGUAUUGGAUUAGUUUUAUGCUUAAUGCGUCGUAAACCUAAAAUGGAUAAAAAAUCUAAUAUUUCCAGUAUAAUUACACACGAUUCAAGUUGUAAUUAUAAAUCGGCUAGACAAUGGACAUCAGUUGAUCAAUCACCAACUGAUCUAAAUUAUUACGAUAGUUCUGAUUGUAGAAUAAUUCCAGGAAAUACAAAUAGUGGUAUUAUGGAAACAGGUGCUGCUUAUCCAACACCAUUUAACGAAUCCUUAUUACAGACAAGCACAAAUAUAGAUAGAAAUUAUGGUUUGUUUGACUUUUCAUCUACACAGAACUAUUAUCAAAAUCAAUAUCCGGGGCCAUAUCAUCAAGAAAAACAACAUGAACAACAGCGCGAGCAACAACUUUAUCGACAUUCUUCUAUUGGUACAACAGGAUAUCGUAGUGAAAUGGUAACUGAAAAUGGGUUUACUACAAUUCCAAAAGAUUUAUAUUUAUCUAAUCGUUAUAUGACAUGGAAUCCUACAGCAAAACAACCACCAUGUUAUGUAACAUCAGUGAAACAAUUAUCAUUGGACAAAAGAAAUUAUGCUGAAAAUUUUGAAGAAGAUUAUAAUGGUCGAUCAAUGAUUAACUUAAACUCCUAUCGUUCAAAUGACCCAUAUAAAAUAAAUGAACAUUCAAGGUUUCCUAUAAAUUUGGAUAAUUCUAUUAUUACCAAUAAUAAUGAUACUAAUAAUGACAAUAAUUCUAGAUAUCUACAACCUUCAUAUAACCCUUUGUUAUCAUCAAUUCAUGAUAGUUACAUAACCAGUGGAUAUUUUGAUCAGUCAUCUAAUAUGGAAAAUGAUUACACUAACCAAAAUGAUAAUUGUGCAAUAAAUGAUAAUAAUAAUAAUAAUUAUCUAUUAUAUAAAACAGUACAAGAUACAAUUAAUUUAAAUUCUAAUAAUUACAAUCAAAUUCAUAUAAAUUCAUCUAAUAAAUUACCUACUAUAUCAAUUACAUCAUCAUUAUCAACAAAAGCUUCACCUCUAGUACAAGCUGUUCCAUUAUCCCCAGCUCCACCUACACAAUUUUCCGACUUAAAUUAUUAUUAAAUAUUAUUGAUAUGACAAAUGAAACAAUGUUUAAUGUUAUAAAAUGAGAAAUGAAUGAAAUUGUACAUGAUAACUGUAUUUAUUAUUAUGUUAUUUGUCAAUCAAUGAGUUACAUCAUUUUACUACUUAGCAACUUAUUGAUUAUUUCAUUUGUUCUUACUUACUUAAUCAUUUUCUUUUUGGUAUAUUUUAAGUUGAUCAUAUUUCUGUUCAGAAUUUCAUUGGAUAGUUAUUUUAACAUUCAUAAUAAUUUUGUGUAUAUUAGUCAACAUUAGUUAGUAGGGAUAUUUAUUAUGAAGUACUUAAUACAUCACAAUGCUUUAUAAUAUAUGUGUUAACAACAGAAUUCAAUAAAAGAGUUUCUGGGUUGUUUUUUUUUCUUAUCGAAGACUCUUCAUUUGAAUAUACUUCUUUGACAAUGUUGUUCUUAUGUAUGAGAACUUAUUUAGUAAACAUCAAUAAAAAUUUUCUAUAGAAUUUU